AUGAAGACCUCCAUCAUCCCUACCAUUGCCAUGCUGCUCAUCUCCAGCAGCUUGGUCGAUGCCCGCACUUGCGUGUGUCUUUUCAAGGACCUGGACGGCAACAACCAGGGUUCCCAGGGAUCUACAGCCCACUGCUGCGGUAACGACGUCGUCACUGGACCCUUCCACAACGCUGCCUUCUACUGCCCCAACAGACAGGAGAGUGCCGCCGCCUUCGAUUCCUGCUGCAGAGGCUGGAUCGCCAGCUCGUUCGGAUCUUGCGACAGCUAA
Messenger RNA from Colletotrichum phormii, 270 nucleotides. RefSeq lists its product as uncharacterized. The transcript is spliced from 3 exons. Lineage: Eukaryota; Fungi; Ascomycota; Sordariomycetes; Glomerellales; Glomerellaceae. The record is from RefSeq and is a predicted model, not a curated record. Bases 1 to 270 code for a protein of 89 amino acids.